Messenger RNA from Pseudopipra pipra, 835 nucleotides. Its product is annotated as C-type lectin domain family 4 member G-like. The coding region runs from base 101 to 835 and encodes 244 amino acids. The transcript is spliced from 3 exons. NCBI's taxonomy places the organism in Eukaryota, Metazoa, Chordata, Aves, Passeriformes, Pipridae. The record is from RefSeq and is a predicted model, not a curated record.
UUGCAAGCAGUGACUCAUUCGUCGGUGCUCAGUGUCCCUGGGCUCCAAACUGCCGGGGCAGGAGCCGCUGGGCACAAUCCCCCUCUCUGGACUGUUCUCUAUGUAUUCUCUACGGUCUGACACAGUGCUCCUGUUAAAUCUGCACUCAAAGAGGGUUUUUAUUUCACCCCUAGUGAUGCCUCAGGUUCAAGACGCGGCUUGUCCCCUUCAAGAAGGUGCCUCUUCUAAGUUUGCAGUGAUUCAAGAUAUGGAGGGUGAACACAACUGGAAUGGUGAGAAUGCAGAGGAGUCCCUGAGUCACCAGGAUGGAUCAGAAACAAGGAAGACCCUCAGAAAACAUCUGGGCAAUUGGUUCAGAUCCCGCCGAGGGCUGACUGUGCUCCUGGUGCUGUCUGUGCUCCUGAUCCUGGCUUUGGUGAUGGCUGUGGCUGUGCUGGCAGGUGAGGAAGGAGCAGCUGCCUCAGCACAGAGGCAGCUCUGGGCACAGGGCUGGGCUCCCUGCUCCCUGUGGAGGGGAAUCCUCAGACGUUCUCCCUUUCCUUCUUCAGAAAGACUUGGAGAGAUUCCAGUCACACCCGGGGCUCCAGAGUUUCUGGCCUGUCCCGAGGCCUGGAUCGGGUACAACAGGGUCUGUUACUACCUCUCGAGGGAUGAGGGGACCUGGGAGCAGGCUCGGGAUCGAUGCUCCGAGCUCAGGGCCUCCCUGGCCGUGCUCAGCGACAAGGAGAUGGGCUUCCUCUUCCGCCUCAAUGGCAACCUGGAUUACUGGCUCGGGCUGCGGAGAUGGGGCGAGCGGCUGCAGUGGGUGGACGGCAGCAGCUACAACUCCUCAUGA